Messenger RNA from Cucumis sativus (cucumber), 2201 nucleotides. RefSeq names its product F-box/LRR-repeat protein 14. Gene Ontology annotation, molecular function: protein binding. Bases 479 to 1903 code for a protein of 474 amino acids. Lineage: Eukaryota; Viridiplantae; Streptophyta; Magnoliopsida; Cucurbitales; Cucurbitaceae. The transcript has 3 exons. Gene Ontology annotation, biological process: SCF-dependent proteasomal ubiquitin-dependent protein catabolic process. Gene Ontology annotation, cellular component: SCF ubiquitin ligase complex. The record is from RefSeq and is a predicted model, not a curated record.
UCCAAAAGAAAAAAAAAGUGUAAACAUAUCCACCGAUAACUUGGCAGUUGUUGAACGGAAUCACCGAUCGAAAUACGCAGAACAAUAAUCAACGCUCAAAUUUCUUCUCUACAAAAUCCUAUACAAACGCUUGAGUCUGUCUCCGGUUUCUUCGCUUUUGCUACCCUUUCUCUGUAUUUGUUCUUUGAUAUUUAUAUACAGGCACAAAUUUUGUAGACGUCGAGAUAUUUUGGUGGCGAAUUUGAAUCGUUAUCAAUGUCUUUUUCUCCAUAAAUAUCUAUUCACUUUUACCCACAACCCAAUUUGAAUUUCCCUUCCACUCUAAUUUGUAAUCCAAAGGAAACUGAUUUUACCCAUCUGACUUCUGUUCGUUAUCUCUUCUUCGUUUGUGGGUUCUUCGUUUUUUCAGUGGCUAGAUUUUGAUUAUGUGAAGCACACAUUGUUGGACAUUAAUGAAAGUAGAAACGGAGUUCAUUCUAUGUCGAAGUUUCUUGUUACGAUGGAUAGUUUACCAGAAGUAUUGAUUUGGGAAAUAUUGAACAGAGUUAAGAAAACAGUUGACAGAAAUUCUUUGGCAUUGUCAUGUAAGCGCCUUCAUCGUUUAGAUAAAGAAAACAGACAGUUCCUUCGAGUUGGUUGUGGAUUAGACCCUGCAGAUGAAGCUUUGACAUCUCUGUGUCUUAGGUUUCCCAAUUUAGUACGAAUUGAGAUCACGUAUUCAGGUUGGAUGUCAAAACUAGGGAAGCAAUUGGAUGAUCGUGGACUUUUCAUUCUCUCCAACCAUUGUCCAUCUCUAACCGAUCUCACCUUAAGCUAUUGCACAUUCAUCACUGAUGUUGGACUUCGGAAUUUGAUUUCCUGCUACAAGCUUUCAGCUCUGAAGCUGAAUUUCACCCCUAGGAUCACUGGCUGUGGGAUAUUUUCAAUCGCUGUUGGAUGCAAAAACCUCACAGUUCUCCAUCUUAUUCGAUGUUUGAAUGUCAGCAGUGUCGAGUGGCUUGAAUACCUUGGCAAGCUUGAAACACUUGAAGAUCUCUCAAUCAGGAACUGUAGAGCAAUUGGUGAAGGUGAUCUGAUAAAGCUAGGCCAUAGCUGGCGAAAGUUGAAGCGGCUGCAAUUCGAAGUAGAUGCUAACUACCGAUACAUGAAAGUUUAUGAUCGUUUAGCUGUUGAUCGAUGGCAAAAGCAAUGGAUCUCUUGUGAUGACAUGUUGGAACUUAGCUUGGUGAACUGCAUAAUCAGUCCAGGGAGAGGACUUGCGUGUGUGUUGGGAAAAUGCAAAAACUUGCAAAAAGUUCACUUAGAUAUGUGUGUUGGAGUUAGAGAUUGUGACAUAAUAAGCUUGGCUCGAGAAUCACGAAAUCUCCGUUCCAUUUCCCUCCGAGUUCCAUCAGAUUUUUCGCUCCCAUUGUUAGCCAACAACACGCUGAGAUUAACAGAUGAGAGCUUAAAAGCCUUAGCUGAAAACUGCUCCCAUCUCGAGUCAGUCAGAAUCUCAUUUGCAGAUGGUGAAUUCCCCUCGCUAUCUUCAUUUUCCCUCAAUGGGAUCCUUGUUUUAGUUCGCAUGUGCCCCGUUCGAGAGCUCGCCCUUGAUCAUGUCUACUCCUUCAACGACAUGGGGUUGGAAGCUCUCUGCUCGGCCUCCUAUCUCGAAUCUCUAGAGCUCGUAAGAUGCCAAGAGAUAAGCGACGAUGGCCUACAGCUAGUAAGCCAGUUCCCUCAACUGCAAAACCUACGGCUGAGCAAAUGCUUGGGGAUCACUGAUGACGGUCUGAAGCUGCUGGUCGACACAUACAAACUCGAAUCAUUGGUUGUGGAGGACUGCCCUCAAAUCUCCGAGAGAGGCGUCCAUGGCGCUGCGAGAGCCAUAUCGUUCAGGCAAGACUUGUCAUGGAUGUAUUGAAACUUGCUGAGUUUUCAUCUCACAUCAACAGUUGAUCAGUGAUCUUCGAUAAUGAUUGUAAUGUGUUAACUAAGUCCAAAAUGUGAAAAGUAAUAAUAAUGGACUCAAUUCAUUUGUCAAGUAAUUUGCUUUUGCUUCUUGUUUGUCUAUCUGUAUAUGAAACUAGAAAGAGAUGGAUUGGUGUUAGCUUUUACAAAGUCUUUGGUAAUGCCAUAAAAGAGGAGAGAAAACAAAACAUAAUAUGUAUACAAAUUUAAUCUCGUUUUCCCUUGGAUUAAGUGAUUUAAAUUUUUUAUUU